GGACAAGAAAUGGGCCAAAGCCCACUCUACUUUUCUCCUUGGACAAGGCGGCACUUUAUUGUUUGGGAAGUUUUUUUGGUGAUCUGGGCGAGAGACUUGGAAGGGAAAAGGAAUAUACUGGGCGGAACUUUUAUUUAUUGGAGGAGGGCGAAUUCUUUGGUGGGAGAGAAAAAGCAAGGGCGCAACGCGAGCAGCAGCAGGCGAUUGAGAAAUUGGCGAAUCAACUUCUCCCAAGCGGUUUGAGUUGAAUUUAACAAGAGCGAUUAGUUGGUUGGAUUUUCUAAACCGAAUUAGUUGUUUAUUGUUGAUUUAAAACAUUAUGAACAAAACCCUAUCGAUUUAUCUUAAUUUUGUCAUGAACUAAACCCCGAUUUCUGGGGGAACACCAUAGGAUGUAGCUAUUUCUUGAUUUGAUUGAUUGAUUUAUGAUUCUUUUCUUCCAAUCUCUAUUGCAUGAAAUUUCUUAAUGCUUUGUGUUGACUGGCCACCAAUACAUCGAUUUGUAGUUGAUUAGGUUAUUAGCGACAGUGAAACCCUAUUAACUGAACAUAUUUCAUGUGACAUAGUAACUUAUCGAAGCGACAGUGGAUUAAAUAAGGUGCUAUGCGGUCUUAAAUAGGAUAUCGAUCUUCAGACUAUAUAGUUAAUUCAUUGAGCUACGACAGUAGGAUUUGAAUUGAUUAUUUAGUACGUAGUAAUUCCCGACAGGGAUAGCUAGCACAUUCGUGAUAUCCUGGCUGUAGAGGUAUGGAUUAAAUUGAUUGGAAUAUGUGAAUAAAUCCGGAUAGGAUAGGUAGUGAAUCCCGGUGUAUCUCCCAGAGCUUUCUCCCAUUGAUUUAAACCCGACACUUUAAUUUGCUUAAUUAAUUAAUUUUGCUAGUAGUUAAUAAUAUCGUUAAACCAUUUUCACCUAUAGUUUGCUCUAUUAAAUCGGUAAAUCUUAAGGUUGUACCAGUCCCUGAGAGACGAUACCCGGACUUUCUGGUUUACUACGAGAUAGGAUUAAGGCAUACGCUUUUGCCCUAUCAAGUUUUUGGCGCCGUUGUCGGGGACUGCCAUACCUUAUUUUUGUUGAUUUUUGUGAGUGAACUAUUUUGAUCUGGGUGUUAGUGUGUAGGUGAGUUUUUCAGGUUUAUCCGCCUCGUGCAUGCCAAGGAGGACGACUGGCAAUUUACUGCCACUAGAUCCCGAGAUCGAGAGGACCUGCCGACAGAAUAGGAAGCAGGCCAAGUUAGGGAAGCAGCCUACCACAUCCACAACUCCUAGGCCUUCCCUAACUCAGAAUUGUCAACCGAGAAGGCAGGUGUCACCACCUGUCAUCCCUACACCACCUACACCACCGCCGCGCGUCAUCGAGCCUGUCAUCAUGGCUGAACAGGAUCGUUCGAUCAGGUCUCGUCUGAAUCGGAGGAUUGGAGCCCGAGCUUCAUGUGUUGUCAUUCCGGCUGGGGAUGCAAACAUGGAGAUUGCCCCAGCCUUCAUCAAUAUGAUCACGAAUGGGUACACCUUCUCAGGGGCCAGCACCGAGGAUCCUCAUGAACAUCUCCGCCGGUUUGCAAACAUUUGUGACACAAUGAAGAGCCCGGCUGUGUCUGAUGAUGCCAUCCGUCUUCGGAUGUUCUCAUUUUCUCUGCUAGGGAAUGCAUCACACUGGUUCCAGAACUUGACACCCCGUUCCAUCACAACAUGGGGUCAGCUUGAGAAGAUCUUUUUGGAUAAGUACUUUCCUCCUGCCAAGGCAAUGAAAAGGCAAGAGGAAAUUGUCACUUUUAAACAAGCUGAGGAUAAAAGUUUGACCGAGGCAUGGGAGCGCUAUAAGGAGCUUCUAAUGAGAUGCCCGAGCCACGGUCUUGAAGAUUGGAAUGUGAUCUCCAUUUUCUUCAACGGAAUCAGAAGAUAGUACCGAGAUGCUCUAAAUAAUGCUUCCCGGAAUGGUUUCACAAGAAUGGAAGCACCAGAAGCAUAUGAACUGGUGGAGAAGAUAUGCUCUGAAGAUACUGAAUGGGGUAGUGAGACUGGCAUUCGAAGGAGAGGAGGCUUGCAUGAGAUAGACAGAGUUGCAAGCUUAGAAGCAAAAAUUGAUGCUAAGCUGGAUUCCAAGUUCGAUGCACUCGAACGAAGGCUGGCUAAGUUGGCUCUUGGUAGACAAGAGGAGGUUUCUUAUUGCGAAUUAUGUGAAGGUGCUCACAUAGGGAUCUAUGUCCACUGGUGGCUGAUCAGGUGGAAGAUGUGCACUAUAUCAACAAUCAGAGAAAUCAAGGCCAGGGUGGUAUGUAUUCGAAUACCUACAACCCACAAUGGAGGAAGCAUCCUAACUUUUCCUGGGUGAACAACAACCCAAAUGGUGCUCGCAACAUUCCACCUCCAGGCAUGCAGAAAUAACAACCUCCACCUCAACCAGAGAAGAAACCACAACUUGAAGAACUGCUUCUGGCUCAUAUGCAGAAAACAGACAAUAAUUUCAAGGGCUUGGAUCAAUUUGUCACUCAACAGCUAGCCAUCAACAAUAAUUUACAAUCUUCUAUGCUAGCUAUGGAGAGGAAGAUGGGACAGAUGGCUCAAACUUUGGCAGAUAUGCAAGGUAGAAAACAGGAAAUAUUUGAUAAUUAUUCCAUUUAUGCUCUGAACGCCUAGGCAGUGCUAAUUUUAUAUGCACUUGGAUUAUAUGAAUUAUUCCAGAAAACAUGAAAUAUUUGAGAAUUAUUCCAUUUAUGCUCUGAACGCCUAGGCGCACCUAGGCUACGCCUAAUCGGGCAAGGCGCAAGUCAGGAGCCGAGCGCCUGCCUUACGCCUAGCGCCUUUUAGAACCUUGGUCAUAACAAUCAAUUAUGACAAAACAUAAUCGUCACAAUAUGCAAUUAUGAUAAAAAUACGUUCGUCCUAAUAUACUGUUAUGGCAUUAUAUUUUUGUCAUAUUAUGCAGUUAUGACUUAUGAAAAAAUAUAUUCGUCACACCAUGCAUUUAAGACAAAAUUUAUUCGUCACAAUUAUGUGAUGUCAAAAUAUAAUUGUGUAAUAUGACGAAUAAUUUUGUCAAAAUAAGAAAAUUAUGACAAAAUUAAUGACAAAAUAUGUUGACAUAAGAUCUCUGUUUGUCACAUUAUAUACAGUGCCUGAUAAAAAUAGCUCUUGUCAUAUUAGACAUAAGACAAAUAAGGCACCUUUUCUGACAAAUAAAACUCGUCAUAAUAUGCAGGUACGACAAAAUAAUGUCGUCACAAUAAACACUUGUGACAAAAUGUAGUCAUCAGAAUAUAUAGUUAUGACAAAAUACAAUUGUGUAAUAUGACGAACAAUCCUCCCAAAAUCACCAGAUUAUGACAACCGUAAUGACACAAUAUGUCGUCAUAACAUCACUGUUUGUCACAAUUAGGCUUGUUAAUGAGUCGAGCUAUUCGUGAGCGGUUUGGUCUCGAACUCGAUAAAAUCUCGUUAGAUUAAAAUAAACUGGCUCGUUAAUAAACGAGCCGAGCUUGAGCUCUACCUUGUUCGGCUCGUGAAGCUCGUGAACUAGCUCGAUUAGGUGGCUCGUUAACACAACUCAUGAAAUGUCUCGUUUUGAGCUUAUGAAAUAUCCUAACAUUGUUACUAGAGAGCCAACUCGAUUACAGCUUAUGAGAAAAUCAAUCUAUAUUUUAUGAGUUGGUUGGUUAAUGAUGCAUAUAAUUAUUAAAUUGUAUAUAUCACCUCAUAUGGUGUUUAAUACAUUGAGUAUAUGUAA
This is a messenger RNA of Linum trigynum, 3721 nucleotides long. Lineage: Eukaryota; Viridiplantae; Streptophyta; Magnoliopsida; Malpighiales; Linaceae. The record is from the annotation of a GenBank genome assembly.